Molecule: messenger RNA, 498 nt
Organism: Lineus longissimus
Lineage: Eukaryota; Metazoa; Nemertea; Pilidiophora; Heteronemertea; Lineidae
Product: phosphatidylinositol 4-kinase alpha-like
Exons: 5
Coding region: 1-498 (165 amino acids)
Source: RefSeq, a predicted model, not a curated record
AUGGCGGCUGCAGAAAAAGAUUUCUACAGCAACAGCCUUCUUCUUCUUGCUCGUUCUCUGGCCGCUCUAAACCCCACACCAUGGGAAAAGGUGGUCAGGUUGUUGAGCUUGUGUCCUCAAGUCACCCAAACACGUAGCAUCAAACUGGAUCAGAGAGGCCAGCAGGCUGUUACUGCACUGGGGCUGUAUCUACUUGAAUCAGGGUUACAGUACCAUGAGAAGAUUAUUGAGUACCUACUGAGCGUCCUGAAGGCUCUCCCAAAGGCACAGUGGAUUGAGGCAACCAAGUUGGAGAGCAAAGACAAACUGCCUGUCAGUGAAUGUUUCACAUUUUGUCUCUGCACUGUCCUGUCAGAUGUUGCAAGAGAAAACCAAGAACUUCAAGAGAAAAUUGUUUCAGCUCAGUUAGAGACAUUCCAGGCAUUAGCUAGAAUACUACAGAGCCCGAAUGAUGUCUCAAAACGUAAGUAUCUCAUUUUCUUCCAGGUUACAACAUAA